UCGUCACAGGUUAGUCGUUCAGUCUGUGCUCAAGAUGAAAGUUAUUGAAUAUAUGAUUUCUAGGUGGUAUUCUUCCAGUUCUUGAAGAAUUGAAAGAUUCUUGGAAUGAAUGACUGCGGAAGACUGGUUUUUCCCGUUACAUUGAACAUAACGGUAUAUUCUGUACGACCUUUCACUGCCAACGUGUUUAUUUCCGACAGUUUAAAUCUAAGUUCAAGGUGUUAAUCAAAUCCGAAAAAAGUGUAAAUAUUUUCAAAAAUGCCUUCGUUUGAAAAAAAGUCUGCUGUCAUGAAUGAAGUAGAGAAGCAUUUCAAGUCUUUUAUUGCUGGAGGUAAAACUUUUCGUUUGUGUGAUAAAUGGUGUAGCUGGAAUGUGUGCAAAAACGACUGUGGCUCCACUUGACAGAAUAAAAAUACUUCUACAGGCUCAUAAUCAUCAUUAUAAGCAUUUAGGUGUGUUUUCUGGUUUGAAAAGCAUUGUAGAGAAAGAAAAAGUGUGGGGCUUAUACAAGGGUAACGGGGCUCAGAUGGUGCGAAUAUUUCCAUAUGCAGCUGUUCAGUUUCUCUCCUUUGAAUGCUAUAAAAAAAUAUUGAGGAAUAAUUUUGGUCAAUCUCAAGAAUUGAAACUUCUUGCUGGAUCUGCUGCAGGUGUUACUGCUGUGUUGAUGACAUAUCCUCUAGAUGUUGUCCGAGCUCGUCUAGCCUUUCAAGUUACUGGUGAACAUGUUUAUACUGGCAUUGUGCAUACAUUGUUUUGCAUAUUUAGGACAGAAGGAGGAAUGAGAGCUUUGUACAAAGGAUUAUCUCCAACUGUUCUGGGUAUGAUUCCUUACGCAGGUUUAUCAUUUUAUUCAUUUGAAAGAUUGAAGCUCUGGUGUCUCGAAUACUUACCAUCUGUAUGUGGGAAAUCUCGUUCUAGUAGCAGUGGUGGAAUAGUUCUAAAUGUGCCUGCACUUCUUCUUUGUGGUGGCAUUGCUGGAGGUGUGGCACAGACUGUGUCAUAUCCUCUGGAUGUUGCUCGUAGAAAAAUGCAACUGAGCAUGAUGCGGCCAGAGACUCACAGAUUUGGGAAAGAUCUCAUUACCACCCUUGUCUUGACAUUCCGUGAAGAUGGCAUUAAGAAAGGACUUUACAGAGGAAUGUCCAUAAAUUAUUUAAGAGCAAUUCCAAUGACUGCUGUAUCAUUUUCCACAUACGAGCUGAUGAAACGGCUUUUAGGACUGGACACUGGAAUUGAGUCUUGAUGUCAUGGCUUCAGUUUGUAUGUUGAGUCACUUUUAACUUUAUGCGGACUGAUUUUGCUGCUCAAGAUCUGAAUGAAUCUGAUGAAUAUUUUUCAUACUGGUUUGGAAUUUUAUUGUGCCCUGAUUUUUUUAAAUUUGGGCCCAGGAUCAUUUCUGUUGAUCUUUUAGAAGAUUCCUUGUUAGAGGGAUUUAUGUAUACAAAUGUUGUCAUAAUUUAUUUAUUUUUGUCACGGUCAUCAUGUUUUGUUCAUCUUUAAAUGGGCAUGUAGAAAUGAAUAAAUUAGAAGUUAAUUUUUGACUGAAAAAAGAAAUUUAACUUCCAUGAAUUUGUUUUUACUAGUAUUAACUUACAUUUAAUAAAUAUAUUGAUUUAAAUUUAGUUAUGGAGUGAAUUUAAAAAUAAAAUUAAAAAGAUACAUAAAUUAAAUUAUUUUAAAAUGUCUUGAUUUUAUGUAUUUUAUGUAAGUUUAGAUUUAUAUCAAUAUGUAUUAACUUUACCCCAUGUAUAUGAAUUCAAAAAUUUCCUUCUUAUAUAUACACCAAUUUAAAAAUAGCAGGAAAAAAUUAAUUUUGAAGAACUUAAUUGAAUGAACAUUUUGAAAGAUCCCAGUAUUAUUUCAAGUGCAUAUUGUUUCCCAUUGUAUUUAAUAUUUGAUAUUAUUACAUAAGGGGUAAAAUUUUAAUUUCCAGUGAUUUUACUGCUUGAUUUGGACUUUGAAGAAGUAAAGGUUCAUAACUAGAUUACAAAAAGAAAAUAUUUUCUAGAGUGGAAAGUUUCAAAUUGCUAUUUGGAAGCUGUAUGAAAUUAGCUUUAUAGCAGAAUUUGAUUAAGAAGUAUUACUUUAUUGUUCAGAAAUUUAUGCAUAGUUUGAUUUUUAAUUGGAGCAAAAACUUUAUUUAGGUUUAUUUUACUGUAAAUAUCUGAAAUUCAUAGUUUGCAUCAUUGCUUCCAAAUUUAAAUGUGCAAUUUUAUUGAU
Stegodyphus dumicola is the source of this 2220-nucleotide messenger RNA. Its product is annotated as mitochondrial coenzyme A transporter SLC25A16-like. Gene Ontology annotation, biological process: transmembrane transport. The record is from RefSeq and is a predicted model, not a curated record. NCBI's taxonomy places the organism in Eukaryota, Metazoa, Arthropoda, Arachnida, Araneae, Eresidae. Gene Ontology annotation, cellular component: mitochondrial inner membrane.